Messenger RNA from Mustela erminea (ermine), 2551 nucleotides. RefSeq names its product zinc finger protein 624 (gene ZNF624). Gene Ontology annotation, molecular function: DNA-binding transcription factor activity; RNA polymerase II cis-regulatory region sequence-specific DNA binding. The record is from RefSeq and is a predicted model, not a curated record. Gene Ontology annotation, biological process: regulation of transcription by RNA polymerase II. NCBI's taxonomy places the organism in Eukaryota, Metazoa, Chordata, Mammalia, Carnivora, Mustelidae.
AUGGCUGCCGUGGUUUCUUCAGUUGGACCUCUGGAUCCCGUGACAUUUAAAGAUGUGGCUAUAGACUUCACGUUAGAAGAGUGGAGGUUGAUGGACCCUUCACAGAGGAACCUACACAAGGAUGUGAUGCUAGAGAAUUAUAGGAAUCUUGUCUCCCUGGGGCUCGCAGUUUCCAAACCAGACAUGAUAUCUCAUUUGGAGGCUGGAAAAGGACCGUGGGUGGUAGUGAGAGAAAUUGCAAGAACCCCCUACCCAGAGUUGGAGACCAAACCUGCAACCAAGAAUGCUGUAUCAACAGAGGAUGUUUCUGAAGAUGUAUCACAAGGGACCGUAAUACAUAAACUCACAGAGAAUGGUCUUUGGAACUCCAGAAUAGGAGGAUUAUGGAAAUGGAAUGAAAGGAUAUUAAGAUUGCAAAAUAGUCAGGAAAGUCAUUUGAAUCAAAAAAUAGUUACUCACAAGAAAAUUCCCUCUGGUCAAAGAAGAUUUAGAUUUGGAUCUCUUCUUUUUCCUGAAGCAGGCAUUAUCACAGAAGAACCCCACAGCAAAUGCCAAACACAUGAGAAUUUCACUGGGAAUUUAAAUUUGAUUACAGAUAUCCAUCUGGGGAAGAAACUUUGCAAGGAUACAGAAGGCGGCAAAGCCAUAAGGCCUACUUCGGAACUUACCUUAAAGCCCUAUAAAUAGACAUGUGAAAAGUCCUUUCAUUGUAGGUCAUUACUCAUUCAACAUCAGAGAACUCACACUAAAGAAAAACCUUAUGAAUGUGAUGAAUGUGGGAAAAUGUUUAGCCAGCCUUCAUAUCUCAGUCGACAUAAAAAAAUUCACACAGGAGAAAAACCCUAUAAAUGUAAUGAAUGUGGGAAAGCAUUCAUUAAUUAUUCAUGCCUUACCGUACACCACAGAAUGCAUACAGGAGAGAAACCUUAUAAAUGUAAUGAAUGUGGAAAGGCCUUCAUGCAUUCUUCAUCCCUAAUUAUACAUCAGAGGAUUCAUACUGGAGAGAAACCUUACCUAUGUAAUGAGUGCGGGGAAUCUUUCAGAAUAAAAUCACACCUAACUGUACAUCAGAGGAUUCAUACUGGAGAGAAACCAUAUAAAUGCACCGACUGUGAGAGGGCAUUUGCCAAAAUGGUAAAUCUCAAAGAGCAUCAGAAAAUUCAUACUGGAGUGAAACCUUAUAAAUGCUGUGAUUUUGAAAAAUCGUUCAGGACUAAGUCAUACCUUACUGUACAUCAAAGGACCCAUACUGGAGAAAAACCAUAUAAGUGUACUGAAUGUGAGAAAGCUUUCACUAAUACAUCACAACUUACUGUACAUAAAAGAAGAAGGCACACUGGGAAAAAAACCUAUAAAUUUAAUGAGUGUGGGAAGGUUUUCAGAAGGAACUCAGGCUUUCAGACCCAUCAAAGAACACAUACUGGAGAGAAACCAUUUAAGUGUAAUGACUGUGGGAAAGCAUUUAGCCACAUGGUACAUAUCACAGGACAUCAGAAAAUCCAUAGCAGAGAGAAACCCUAUAAAUGUGAUGUCUGUGGAAAAGCUUUUAGGAGAGGUUCAUACCUUACAGUGCAUAGGCGAAAACAUAUUGAAGAAAAACCCUAUACAUAUAAGGAAUGUGGAAAAGGUUGUAUCACUCUAUCGCUGCUAACUCGCCAUCAGAGAAUUCAUACUGGGGAAAGGCCCUAUAAAUGUGAGGAAUGUGGAAAAGCCUUCAGAAGCAACUCAGAACUUACUGUUCAUUUGAGGAGGCAUACUGGAGAAAAACCCUAUAAAUGUAAUGAGUCUGUGAAGGUUUUCAGAAAUAAGACAGGCUUUAAUAACCAUGAAAGAACACAUGCUGGAAAGAAACCAUUUAAGUGUAAUGACUGUGGGAAAGCAUUUAGCCACAUGGUACAUGUCACAGAACAUCAGAAAAUCCAUAGUGGAGAGAAACCCUAUAAAUGUGAUGUCUGUGGAAAAGCCUUUAGGAGUAGUUCAUACCUUACAGUACAUAGGCUAACACAUAUUAAAGAAAAACCCUAUACAUGUAAGGAAUGUGGGAAAGGUUGUAUCACUCCAUGGCGGCUAACUCGCCAUCAGAGAAUUCAUACUGGGGAAAGGCCCUAUAAAUGUGAAGAAUGUGGAAAAGCCAUCAGAACAAACUCAGACCUUACUGUACAUCUGAGGGUGCAUACUGGAGAAAAACCCUAUAAAUGUAAUGAAUGUGGGAAAGCCUUCAGAACCAACUCAGACCUUAUUGUACAUCUGAGGAAGCAUACUGGAGAAAAACCCUAUAAAUGUAAUGAGUGUGGGAAAGCCUUUAGGAGUAGCUCCAGCCUUACUGUACAUCAAAGAAUCCAUCAAAGAGAAAUUCAGCUAAUAUAAAGAUUAAUAAAGCAUUCAUCCAGAUGCCAGCACCACAAGAGGAAUCCAACUGUGUCUUUUAUGGACAAUUCACCAGAGAAAAUACACACUUAAGAGAUACUUUAGAGGGGCUGUCUGGGUGGCUCAUUUGGUUAAGCAUCUGCCUUCACUCAGGUCAUGAUUCCGGGGUCCGGGGAUCAAGCCC